AUGGGGAAGCCAAGCCGAGACCGUCGGUCUCCAUCUUCGGGUUCAUCGUCUUCGUCCCUAGUCGACCAGACGGGCUCCUCCUCCCGCUCCGGGGUCUACACGGGAUCGUCUUCUCGUUCCGAAGUUCUCACUGGCUCGUUGUCUCGCUCCGGUGCCUACACGGGAUCAUCUUCUCGUUCCGAAGUUCUCACUGGCUCGUCUUCUCGGUCCCCCGUCGUACCGGGCUCAGACUCCCGUUCCAGCUUUCGCUCACCCUCCAUCUCUCGGUCCCUCUCGCGUUCCAGAUCCCGCUCGAGGACGCCGUUGCGGAGAGUCCGUUCUCAGAGCCCAAUCACCCCUCCUCUCAGGAAGAGGAAAGCCUCUCCUAUUCAAAAGUCAUUUGUUCUACGUAUUGACAACCUCGGCUGCAAUGUGAAUGAAGGCCAAUUAAAAGAUAAUUUCGGUAUUUUUGGUGAAGUUGUUAAUGUGGAGCUGCCAAUGGAUCACUCUGACAAUCUUCCAAAAGGAUAUGGAUAUGUGGAGUUCAAGGCAGAAGAAGAUGCUAAAAUGGCAAAAUUUUACUUGCAUGGUAACGAAAUUAAUGGGAAUUCUAUUAAAGUAGAAUUCUCAUUUGUGUCGCUACCCCUAAAAGCCAUUACCACUUUGUCGAAAAUAGACGCUCCCAAAACUAACAACAUUUCUGAUGGUGAGGAGGAUAGACUCAAGCGGCAUAGGGAAGCUUCUCCCUGUCGGAAGCCUCUUGCCUCACCAAGAAGGGGAUCCCCUAUACAAAGGGAUGGUUCUCCUAGACGACUGCCAGAUUCUCCUCUACGUCGUCGUGCAGAUUCUCCAGCGCAUCGUCGAGUAGAAUCACCUUAUCGACGUGAUGAUACACAUCCUAGGAGGAGGUCCACAUCUUUGGGCAGAGGUCCAUCUCCACUGAUGCUCAAUACAUCCCCUUCAAGCCUCCGUUCCUGAUUCCAUAAAGGCUGAAUUGUUGCUAAGAAUUUGAACGUGUGUCAGGAGCAGCUCUUUGACACAGUAGCCUUUGUUCAGGAGAGGAGACAGAUAUUAUAGGUUCCUUGGGGUGAAGGCAACCGUACUUUACUGUAACAACCAGCGGAAUGCUUGAGAAAGUUUCAUCCUUUUAUUGCUAUAAUGAUGAGAACUGAUAGAAACCAGUUCCUUACGCAUAUAGUAAUUCUUACUUGCAAAUAUUUUCAUUGGUAACGUCUUAGAUUUUUGCUCUCUCAUCUGGUAUAUGUUUUUCUGUUGAAAUGAAACUUGGUAAAUGUUUUAGGUAUAGCUGUGUUUGUUUGGUUUGUAGUUUUGGUUACUUGGUGUUUGUAGAUGAUCAGGUUGUUCUGUAGUCUCUGUUUUUGUUGGGUUCAUGAUAUGAUGCAGACCAAACCGAUAGUGAAAUGAUAGUAAAAGAAC
Molecule: messenger RNA, 1416 nt
Organism: Alnus glutinosa
Lineage: Eukaryota; Viridiplantae; Streptophyta; Magnoliopsida; Fagales; Betulaceae
Product: serine/arginine-rich splicing factor SR45-like
Exons: 7
Coding region: 1-957 (318 amino acids)
Biological process (GO): mRNA splicing, via spliceosome
Cellular component (GO): ASAP complex; cytoplasm; nucleoplasm
Molecular function (GO): RNA binding
Source: RefSeq, a predicted model, not a curated record